Molecule: messenger RNA, 1320 nt
Organism: Anarrhichthys ocellatus (wolf-eel)
Lineage: Eukaryota; Metazoa; Chordata; Actinopteri; Perciformes; Anarhichadidae
Gene: batf
Product: basic leucine zipper transcription factor, ATF-like
Exons: 3
Coding region: 138-512 (124 amino acids)
Biological process (GO): regulation of transcription by RNA polymerase II
Cellular component (GO): nucleus
Molecular function (GO): DNA-binding transcription factor activity, RNA polymerase II-specific; RNA polymerase II cis-regulatory region sequence-specific DNA binding
Source: RefSeq, a predicted model, not a curated record
CACUCGUUCUGCUACACAGACUCUCUCUCUCUCUCUCUCUCUCUCUCUCUCUCUCACACACACACACAAAACACACACACACUAAAUACAAAGCAGAAGUGGAGAAAGACACACAGUUUCAGUCGCCGCGGUUGGCUAUGGCUCAGGGCUCUGACAGCAAUGACACAAGUUACAAGUCCCCAUCACCUGGAAGCAGGCCGAGCUCCUCGGAUGACGCGAAGAAGGUGAUGCGGCGAGAGAAGAACCGGAUCGCUGCUCAGAAGAGCAGGAUGAGGCAAACUCAGAAAGCUGACACCCUGCACUUGGAGAGUGAGAACCUGGAGAAGGAGAACGCUGCCCUGAGGAAGGAGGUGAAGCAGCUGACAGAGGAGGCCAAGUAUCUGACCACCAUGCUGAGCAGCCACGAACCUCUGUGCAGCGGCCUGACUCCUCAGACCCCCGACCUCCUCUACCCUCCUCAUCACAGCAGCUACCACCACCAGCACAUCACUGUGCCACACUACCAGCACUGACCUGAUCGACUACCGAGGCGGCCGAGGACGUGCUGCGAACUGACGACUGACCUCAGUGGAGAGAAAGACUGACUGGAAAUGUGUCUAUAAACGUUAAUCAUUGUUCUAAAACAUGAAUAUUGACAUGACCAGCAGGUGUGUCCGCCAAACAAUGACAGUAUGGACACCAAACUGUCACAAACAGUGUUCAAAACUAUUUAUUUUGCUUGUGCUCAUGUCUUUGCUUUCCCCUGAUUAAUAUCAGUGAUAUGUAUGUGAACUUAAAUGGCUCGAUGGGUAGAGUUAUGAGCCAGUCCAUGUUUACAUUGGGAGAAAAUGAACAACCUACUGUUUGUUCAGGUGACUCAGGCGGUACAGUGUUUUUGUACAUUUUUAGUGUCAUGGAGAGCACCUUUUGUCAUCCUGUCAUGUUUUACUUUCUCGUGUUUAUGAAUGUGUUUCAUUGUGUAAAUGUAGAUCGAUGAUGCUCAGGAGAUUUUGACAGAUUUGAUUGUGGACAAAGAGAAUGUAAAGUCGAUGUACCAAAAAAGAAACGUCUGUCCAGUGGAGGAUGGGCAUUCUAUGGGUCUCGACGUGUGUACUGGUGACAACGCUGAUGUGGGAGAAGACCCAGCAAAAUAUAUUUAUUAAAUGUGGUGCCUUUUAGGUGAUCAUUUCUGACCUCCACGUUUGUUAUUCAUGCCUCCGUGCAGUGUUUUGUCUUUGUCUGGACAGCAGAGUGAUUAAAGUCUGCACUGGGGUUUGAUAACAGGGGACACUUGACAAUCCACCUUCAUGUUUUAUUUCUCUGAUGAGGGAAUCCCUAGAU